Molecule: messenger RNA, 2334 nt
Organism: Coprinopsis cinerea okayama7#130
Lineage: Eukaryota; Fungi; Basidiomycota; Agaricomycetes; Agaricales; Psathyrellaceae
Product: other/FunK1 protein kinase
Exons: 6
Coding region: 1-2334 (777 amino acids)
Source: RefSeq, a predicted model, not a curated record
AUGACCUCAGGGGUGCCUGUCUCUCCAAUUUUGGACUUCAUCGACACCUACCUACCGAACACUAGCGUCGGUACCGUCAUGAGGGGUCUCCAGGAACGUAAGGUUCUGGUGCCUCGCAGUGGCUCUAGGCUGAACCGACCCUCCUCAAGUCCGGAGAAACCUCCAGUGCAUAGCCAUUCCUUCAGGGCCUUCGAAGGCCCAUUCGCAAAGGGCUCCCUGAAACCUUCCCGCGUCGUAAGGGCAUUGAAGGCGAUAGAGAACGCCGUCCGCAAGGUUAUGGGGUUGAAGACCCGAGGAACUGACACCAACAAGUACUCCAUCCGUGUUGUGGAUGGAGAAGAUGAUAUCCUCAUUACUUGCAUGACUGAUAGCAACGAUAAUGUGAACGAACCUUUGCACUCGACCAAGGUAGUUAUUCCUUUCCGUAUUGCGUCCGGGACCAGUAGGACGAACAAGGGUACUUCUGAUCCCCUUCCGGAUUUCAUGCGUGUAGUCAACGAAGAUGCUCGUCGAAAGCACCUGUAUGCAAUCACCAUUGAGGAUGCCGACAUGUCGCUGUGGUAUGUAUCUCGUUCGAGAUGCGCCAAAUCUGCUCCAUUUGACAUGCAAAAGCAUCCAGACCUCCUCGUCCGGGCAUUGGUCUCGCUGAUGUCGGCCACGGAUCAGGAACUCGGGUAUGAUCCCUUGGUCACCUUGCUCCCAGACCUUACCUACGUCUACGAACUGCCACCGGAUGAGGGCAGGAAAGACCCCCACUACUACCAAAACACCGAACUCAUUUCCGAAUUCCACUCCGACGAUGCUGUCGGACGCAGUGCGCGAGUUUGGAAGGUGAAGCAGGUAUUCUCGCCCACUGACCUGAGGCGCGUUCCCGGGACUUCCGACAGGAUCCUCAAGGACGUGUCCCUCGAUGCACGCAUGAAGCCCGAGGUGGAUAUUCAGCGACAGCUCUUCGCUGAUAUCGCUGCUUUCGGGGAACGUCCUGACUGGCGUUCCGCUGGCGUCUUAAAGGAUAUGCGGCAAGAAGAUAUGGACGCGCUCGUGGAUGCUUUGGAUGGGGAAAACUUCAAGAAAUAUUUUUCUUGCAUCGUCGCCAGUCACGUCGGCAAGCCUUACUCCUGUCCGGCUCGAUCCCAAUCCCAAAGUCUGCCUUUUGGUGAUGGCCCGAGCCCAACCUUCGUACCAAAGCGUCGGUGCUUCUACCUUUACGAAUUCAUCUGCACGCCCCUCUACGACAUCUGUACACUUGGAGAAGCAAUCGACAUUCUUAAACAGUGUCUCACAGCAAUGCGACUCAUGUACUGUGCUGGGUGGAUCCACCGUGACAUCAGCGUGGGGAACAUCCUCGCCAUUCGACCUGGGCCAGAAGCGCCUUGGGAAAUGAAGCUAUCCGACCUUGAAUACGCCAGAAGAUUUCUAGACCCAGAGAUUCCGAAGGGAGAGAAGCCAAUCGGAACUCCAUUUUUCAUGGCCUGCGAACUGCAGGCAAGAGUGCCUUUGAUCCCUGAAGAGGAUGAUCCAACGAUCGACAGCGAAGAGGACGAUGAUCUCCCGGAGCCCCUCAGGCCAGUGUCGCACAGUUACCAGCACGACCUCGAGUCAAUAUGGUGGAUUAUCCUCUGGCUCGUAACCGCAAGGUUGCGCGCUGGCCACUCGCGCGCGUGGAGCGAUACCUUUUUCAAGCACAGCCGGGAUAUACACUAUGGCCAGUCGCGUUAUUGGCUCCUGUCCUGCGGGGGUUCCCUCGAGUCGCUAGCAGGUUUUCCCAGCGACCUCCCACCAUCCCUGUAUGGAAAGUCAUUCCUUGGCCAUCUCAGCGCAUUCAGGUUUUAUCUCUGCCGCGAAUACCGGAGGCGGUAUGGAGCGAAUGGACUGGAAGACCCAGGGAGUUACUCGUGGAUUAUGGGGGAAGGUGCCUCCAAGUUCUUCCGUGGUGCCCAAAAGUCCCACUCACAAUGGGGUUCUGUCCAACUAAUCGUCGAGAGCGAGAUUCAGGAGAACCGGUGGAUUGCUGAGACGAAGAGGCAGGAGCCAUCUUCGUCGUCAGCGAAGCGAAAGGCAGAGGAGGAGGUGGCAGGCCCAGAUGCCAUCAUUCGGGCGGCAGCUGAUAAAGGACAUGAACAGAAGAAACCACAUCCACCUCGAAAACGACCGCGACUCACGAAGACCGACUUCCCGGCUCAACCGCAGCGACGCACAGGACCCGUGACGAGGUCGAUGACCAGGGAUCAGCGCGCUGGUCCGACGACGAGAUCCAUGACACGUCGCCUUCAGCGAUCUGCUGCUGGGUCCACCCGACAAACGAGAUCUUCGAAUAGGCGAACUCGAGCAUAA